Messenger RNA from Salvia miltiorrhiza (redroot sage), 895 nucleotides. Its product is annotated as chromatin modification-related protein eaf6-like. Gene Ontology annotation, cellular component: histone acetyltransferase complex. Bases 199 to 669 code for a protein of 156 amino acids. Lineage: Eukaryota; Viridiplantae; Streptophyta; Magnoliopsida; Lamiales; Lamiaceae. The record is from RefSeq and is a predicted model, not a curated record. The transcript is spliced from 7 exons.
CAAAUGGGUAGCUGCAGCAUGGCGUUGUACCUUAUCCACUCAGAUUUUUAGCAUCUUCACAAUUAUUUAUAUACCAAACAAAUAAAUUUUAUCUUAAAAAUUUCCCCCAAAAACAAUUAAACCAAACCGGCAGUUCAAUUCAAAAUACCGUUACCCCCAAAUUCGGUUAAACAGAAAAGGAAAGCAAUUGGCGCGAACAUGGAGUUACAAGGGCUCAGAGGCUCCAAUAAUCCCAAGGCGAUGCUCUCUUCUCUGCUGAACAAGAGGGAAAAGCUGCAAGACGAGCUCCGCAGUGUUGAAAAGCAGGUGUACGAGCUGGAAACGAGCUACUUACAAGAAACGACCACGUUCAGCAACGUGUUGAAGGGCUUCGAUGGCUUUCUUUCUUCAUCAAAGAAUGCAUCCAACUUAAAGAGAUCCAGAAAGUUCCAGCUCGAAGAUAGAGUAUUCUCGUUAUCCUCAGUCACCUCACCAGCGGCUGAGGAGCUAAGAGUUGGGAAAGAGGAUGGAAAAUCGGACAUGGUUCAAGGUAGACCGAGAGGCGGAGGCUUAGCAACUGCUGGACCGGGGAAGCCGAAGAAGGGAAGAAUGGGCCAGAGGGAAGUGAAGAGAGUCAAGCUCGCGAGCGACGUAGAUCCCGAUGAGGAUGACGAUCUUGAUAUGAGAUAGCUCUGUUCAAUUUCGAUCGAUGUUGUAAACCAUAUUCUUUCCCUUUGCUCUAAUCUCUUACAAUUGGAUCCAUAAACACUUCAAUAGAAGUAGCAAGGUUAAGAAAAAUACGAGGAAUAUGCUGGCUUGCGAAGCAUCAUUGUUUGUAACUAUUCCAUGGCACUUGUUCGAUUUGUAAGAUUAGAUAUGAUUAGUCUAAUAAUAUUUUGUUCAGUUUGUAAGAUUA